This is a messenger RNA of Peronospora matthiolae, 435 nucleotides long. The record is from the annotation of a GenBank genome assembly. NCBI's taxonomy places the organism in Eukaryota, Oomycota, Peronosporomycetes, Peronosporales, Peronosporaceae.
AUGGAUGUGGUGGUGGUGAAAACACCUGAUUUGGCUCGAGGGUCGAAUCAGCUUGAUGUUCAGGAGCUGAGCCGUGUAACCGAUCAGUUAGACGAUGACUUGGCUCAUGAACUGAGUCGGCAUUAUGAGCUUCAUGACCUUGUAAGGGAAAAUUACAAUUCCUUAGCGUGCAAUCGUUCGAACGAUCGUGCCGAUUUUGCGUUCGCGCAACUUAAGAAUGAACGUUCGACUCGUCCUCUUCGUGACGAGCUGGCUAGAGUUCGUCAAGACAUCGCUCAACUGCGUGAACAGGUCGCUUCGCUAGUCGACCAGACUGGCUCGUUGAAACGGGACCACUCGAAGGUGGUCUCGGCUCUCGACCGCGGAGGUGUUCUUCGCCUCUUAAAAAGGGCUCGUACUGAUAUUACGGGCGGAGACGUCCAACGUCAAACGUAG